Salvia hispanica is the source of this 1091-nucleotide messenger RNA. Its product is annotated as TPR repeat-containing thioredoxin TDX-like. Gene Ontology annotation, molecular function: Hsp70 protein binding; protein dimerization activity. NCBI's taxonomy places the organism in Eukaryota, Viridiplantae, Streptophyta, Magnoliopsida, Lamiales, Lamiaceae. The record is from RefSeq and is a predicted model, not a curated record. Gene Ontology annotation, cellular component: histone deacetylase complex.
AUGGAAGCGGAAAAGAUUCAGGCUUUGAAGGGCUUUGUGGAGUGCUACGAACUAAAUCCAGAUGUCUUACACACUCCAUCUCUUGCGUUCUUCAAGAAUUUUCUGCAAAGUUUGGGAGCUCAAAUUCCGGCGUUUGGAGGAUCGAGCAAAGACGAUGAGGACAAUGAGGAUAUAAAGCCAUUUGAUUCAAGGAAGCGCGAUACACCAAUGGAUGAUAUCUCAGAUGACGAGAUUGUUGAAUCUGACGUUGAGUUGGAUAAUUCAGGCGUUGUGGAGCCGGACAAUGAUCCUCCACAGAAAAUGGGGGACCCUUCCGUUGAAGUAACUGAAGAAAAUAAAAAAGCUGCUUAUCUAUUUAAAGCAAAAGCUAUUGAAGCAAGCGUUGAUGGAAAGUUUAGUGAGGCUGUAGAUUACCUAACUGAGGCAAUCAUGUUGAAUCCAAUCUCGCCAGUAUAUUAUGGACGUAGAGCGACUGUCUUUCUCGGAUUGAAGAAACCAAAUGCUGCGAUACGAGAUGCUGAUGUAGCUUUAGAGAUCAACCCACACGGGGAAGUAGAAUACAGAAUACGAGGGCUGGCAAAAGCAAUGCUGGGCUUGUGGGAAGAGGCAGCUCGUGAUUUUCACGUUGCAUCAACUUUGGAUUUUGACGCGUACAAGCAGGUUGAACGCAAUGUGAAGAAAAUUGAAGAGCACAACCGGAAAUAUGAACGCCUGCGUAAAGAGAAGGAAUUGAGACGAAUCAAGCGCCUGAGGAAGACACGUCGAGUUGCUGAAGAUGCUUCUGUUUCAAACGAUGGAGAAAUCGCCCCGAGCCAUUCUGAUAGCGAGUUGGAAGAGGAACCCAGGACUCGAAACUUCUUUUUUUUGAAAGUGGACAUCGACGAGGCUAGAGAGGUUGUUGCUGAAUGGAACAUCAGUAGCAUCCCGACCUUCUUCUUCGUCAGAAAUGGUGAGGAGGUGGAUCAUCAGCUCGUCACCGUGGACAAAAACGUGCUCGAGCAGAAGAUUGCUCAGCAUGCCGGAUUAAUCUUGAUUUCUUGAGUGUAUAGAAUUAGAAGAGAAAGUAUAAAGUGAUUUUUCUUCCCUUUUAA